This is a messenger RNA of Hippoglossus stenolepis (Pacific halibut), 4577 nucleotides long. Its product is annotated as rap guanine nucleotide exchange factor 4. NCBI's taxonomy places the organism in Eukaryota, Metazoa, Chordata, Actinopteri, Pleuronectiformes, Pleuronectidae. Gene Ontology annotation, biological process: positive regulation of GTPase activity; Ras protein signal transduction. Gene Ontology annotation, molecular function: guanyl-nucleotide exchange factor activity. The coding region runs from base 617 to 3607 and encodes 996 amino acids. The record is from RefSeq and is a predicted model, not a curated record. The transcript is spliced from 30 exons. Gene Ontology annotation, cellular component: plasma membrane.
AAUCACAAUAUCCAUGAUCUCAAGGCACGAAAAAAGAGAAAAACUCCCUCAUUAACUGGAAGAAACCUGUAGAUCCAGACUCCUGGUCAUAGAAAAGACCAAUGACAUGUUGGUGUUACUAGCAACACCUGAGUGACUCAGAAGGCAUGAUAAACAUACUGCGAUAAAUGUUUAUAAAUGCGAUAAGUAAAACAUGUUUUCUGUAUUAGAUUUUCUCCAGUUGUUGUCAUUGCUCACACACAACAAUAGACUUUCCUGCAACUACUGACAUGUUGCAUUCUCUUGGCCGUAUAGACAGUAACAUGUCUAGUAGCUCCCUGAUGCAUGCACCACAGUGUGUGUGUGUGUGUGUCAGUGUGUUGUGCUGCUGUGUGUGUGUGUGUGUGAGCCCUCCAGUUGCCCUCACAAAGCCCACUCAGGCAGACUGACACAAGUCAUCUGCAUGCCUGGGUAAAGGCAUCAUCAUCAUCAUCAUCAUCAUCGCCAGCAUCAUCAGCAGCAGCAUCAGCAGCAGCAUCAGCAGCAGCGGAGGGGCGGGGAGUUCACAUCCAGUAACGACCACCGACAAACCGGGAGAGCCUCCUCCGGUAGCAUCAGCACACACCAACCAGGGAAGAUGGUCGCGGUGCAGACGUCCCCCACCUCGGCUCCUGCGGCGGAGUGGAUCUGCUGCCUGGACAAAAGGCCCUCGGAGCGCUCAGGAGAGGACGUGGACAUUAUCCUGACCAGACUGAGAGAGGUCAAAGCGUUUCGGAGGUUCCCGUCACCCCUUUUGGUGCAGAUCUGCGCUUCUGCCUUCUAUGAAUGCCUGGAGAAAGGCAUCACGUUGUUCCGACAGGGAGACAUCGGCACCAGCUGGUACGCCGUGCUCUCGGGUUCCCUGGAUGUUAAAGUGUCAGAAACAGCCAACCACCAGGAUGCAGUCACUAUUUGUUCACUGGGGAUUGGGACGGCGUUCGGGGAGUCGAUCCUGGACAACACACCACGCCACGCUACCAUUGUCAGCAGAGAGACCAGCGAGCUGCUGCGCAUCGAGCAGAGGGAGUUCAAGAGCCUCUGGGAGAAGCAUCGUCAGAGCCUGGCUGGACUGUUGGCCCCUCCUUAUGGAGCGAUGGAGAGUGGAUCUAACAAUGACAGACUCACAGACAGAGAAAACAUUAACUCCGACUCGGCAAACAAAGCUCACAACAAGAUUCCCUCAGAGAAACUGCAGAGAGCCGGGAAGGUUCUACGUAACGCCAUCCUGUCCAGAGCCCCGCACAUGAUUCGAGACAGGAAGUAUCACCUCAAGACUUACAGACAGUGCUGUGUUGGCACGGAGCUGGUUGACUGGCUGGUGCUGCAGAGUGCAUGUGUGCUCACACGGUCCCACGCUGUCGGGAUGUGGCAGGCACUGCUGGAGGAAGGGGUGCUAAACCACGUGGACCAGGAGCUUGGCUUCCAGGACAAGUACCUGUUCUACCGUUUUCUUGAUGAUGACGAGGAGGACACGCCGUUGCCUAGUGAGGAUGAGAAGAGGGAGAGUGAGGAGGAGCUGCCGGAGACCAUCCUCUUCGUCGCUCAGAUUGGCCCCGAUGCCCUGCUGCGCAUGAUCCUCAAGAAAUCGCCUGGUCAGAGGACAGGAGAUGACCUUGAGAUCAUCUACGAUGAGCUGCUUCACAUCAAGGCCUUAGCUCACCUCUCCAACACUGUGAAGAGGGAACUGGCAAGCGUAGUGAUUUUCGAGUCGCAUGCAAAAGCUGGAACCGUGUUGUUUAACCAAGGAGAGGAGGGCACAUCAUGGUACAUCAUCCAGAAGGGCUCAGUCAAUGUGGUGAUCUAUGGCAAGGGUGUUGUGUGCACACUCCACGAGGGCGACGACUUUGGGAAGUUGGCCCUGGUCACAGAUUCACCUCGAGCUGCCUCCAUUGUCCUGAGAGAGGACAACUGCCACUUCCUGCGUGUGGACAAGGAGGACUUCAACAGGAUACUCAGGGAUGUGGAGGCCAACACGGUGCGUUUGAAAGAACACGAACAAGCCGUGCUGGUGUUAGAGAAGAGUCCCCGAGCCUCCACCCAGGGAAGCAUCAAGUACACUGUGAUAUCAGGAAUGCCAGAGAAGAUUCUUGAGCACUUCCUGGAGACCAUGAGGAUGGACAUACAUCACAAUGAUCCAGACCCAGCAGUGGACGAUUUUGUCCUCAUGCAGUGUGUCUUCAUGGCCAACAGCCAGCUCUGUCCUCUGCUCAUGGCACACUACCAUGCGGUAUCCCCACCCGGCUCUGAGCAGGAGAGGUUGGAGUAUGCACUGAACAGUAAGAGGAGGGCCCUGGUUAUCACCCUGCGCUGGGCCAACACACACUCAUACCUGCUGCAGGAGGAACCGGCCGCACUCGCUUUCCUGGAGGAGCUGUACGGAAGUCUAUCAAAUGACUCUCGGAUGCUGAGAGCUCUGAAAGACUUAGUGCCUGACCUGGAGAAAAUCAUCAAAUUACAUUCAGAAGAAGCCAAAGCAACAAAAAAGAAAACCCUAUUACGACAAUUCAGCGACGGAGAGGAAAGGCUGCAAAAGAAACAACCCAUUAGGAAUCAGGACGACAUCCUACUAAAGGUCUACUGCAGCGAUCACACAUACACAACCAUCCGGGUCGCCGUGGCAGCAACGGGAAGAGAAGUGAUUGCUGCUGUGGCCGACAAACUCUGCAUCACAGAUGAGCUGGUGUUGGUCCACCUGAGCUCUGCCGGUGAAAAACUAAUGUUGAAGCCAAGUGACGUGUCAGUGUUUUCGACUGUGAGCCUCAACGGACGAUUAUUUGCCUGUUCUCGUGGACAGCUCAGCAGUCUGACUCCUCACCCGGAGCAGGAGGGCCCCACUGCAGGAUCCAUGUCAACCUUUGAGCUGAUGAGCUCUAAGGACCUGGCUUACCAGAUGACCAUGUAUGACUGGGAGCUGUUCAGCUGUGUACAUGAGCACGAGCUGCUCUACCACACGUUCGGCCGGCAGAGCUUCAGGAGAACCACGGCGAAUUUGGACUUGUUCCUGCGGAGAUUCAACCAGGUUCAACUGUGGGUGGUCACUGAGGUGUGCCUCUGCGGACAGCUCAGCAAGAGAGUCCAGCUCCUGAAGAAGUUCAUCAAGAUAGCUGCGCACUGUCGAGAGUUCAAAAACCUGAAUUCGUUCUUUGCCAUUAUUAUGGGGAUGAGCAACCCAGCUGUCAGCCGACUGACCCAGACGUGGGAGAAACUCCCCUCCAAGUUUAAGAAGUUCUAUGCCGAGUUUGAGAGCAUGAUGGACCCAUCCAGAAACCACCGGUCCUACCGACUCACUGUCACCAAACUGGAGCCGCCAAUCAUCCCCUUCAUGCCCCUCCUUCUCAAAGAUAUGACAUUCACACACGAGGGCAACAAGACAUUUAUUGACAACAUGGUCAAUUUUGAGAAAAUGCGUAUUAUAGCUAACACGAUUCGGCAAGUGAAGCAUUGUAGAAGUCAACCUUUCAAUCCCGACAUUUGCCAACCAAACAAAAACCAAGCAGAGGUGCGGGGUUACGUCAGGAAGUUCUGCGUGAUUGACAACCAGAGGGCGCUGACGCAGCUCUCCUACAGGCUGGAGCCUCGGCGGACAUGAGCUCCAGACCUCCCACCGCCAUCGCCUUCUCUGUGACGUUAGCAUUAGAAAACAACAACAACAAAGACAAAACACACGUGUUACCUGGAUAGAAAUAAUACAACUUGAAUUAUCAGUAGCAAAUCACAACAGUAAAUGACUUAAGCACUGUCAUGGACUCUUGUGGAUCCAGGACUUAUACUGUGCCAUUAAACGCCUCUUCUUCCUGGACAGACAAACUGUUUAGCUGCUCUCCCGUCGCCGUGUCUCAGCCCCCCCCCCCAGACUGAUGGUUUAUUAGCUGUUGCUGUUUGGGACCUGUUAGAUAGAACUGUAAUGUAUAGAACUUGAAUCAAUAUCCUGCAUGACUGAACUUCAUAGGCUUUGCGUUCUAUACAGUGGAUUUCUAUCGGAGUGUCCUGUGAUGUUGUGCUACACCCCCCCACCCCCCCGGAUGAGCCUUGUUUACAAUAUAUUACUGUAGCUGCCUGUCAAGCAAAACCAUUCUCGUGACGGCCCGACUCAGAGACAGAAAACACAGAGGACCCCACAGACUGUAGUGAAGACUCCUCUUUUCCCCUGUGGAAUAUACAGAUGAACAUCCCACUUAUUUACUCCAUAACCUACACGAGCGUUUCUUUAGGAUUUAAUGUCCUUUAGGUGAAUAUCGAUGUCCCUUAACUAGUCAUAUAGAAUUCCAAAGCUACUUAACAGAGUAUUAGUCAGAUUAAAGCCCCAAUGAUAUCGCAAAAAGUGUUCCAAUUUGUCACCAUGCGACUGUGACGAAUCUAAACGGUAGAGAGCCUCCCGCACUCUGAGGGGAAAUCUCGUCAUCUCCCGGUUUGUGUUCAGUCCGUGUUCAGUAAUUUUAUUUUUGUAUCCGUGGGUGUAGAAUUUGAGUGUGUUCUUGACAUCGACGUGUCAUUAGUUUUCCUUUGAACUCAGGAGCUUUUGAUGUGAUGGUGUGUCAGUCGAGAACUGUCCCCCCCCU